GCCAACGACGGCAACAAGGAAGACGUUGCGGUCACAGCGGCGACUCCCAAACGCGCCCGCCUCGGUAACGCAGCCCCCGCGGCCCUAUUCUUAGCUCGCCACGAGGCCGGCGCGGGAGCCGUGUCCGCGGUCCGCCCGCCUCCCUGCGCCAUGCGCACCCGCUCCACUCCUUGAGCACGUCGCCGCCGCCAGCGCUAGUGCGCCGCACGCACGCAUCCGUCUCCGCCUCCCGUGUCCAUGGCCGGGCGGCUCCUGCUAGCCGCGGCGCUCGUGGUCGCGGCGUGCACCGUCCCCGUGGCGGCUCAGAACAAGUCGGAGGCGGACGUGCUGAACGAGUUCAGGGCGGCGCUGCGGGGGCCGGACGGCGGACCGCCGAGGGAGCUGAACCAGUGGGCGACCGGGGGCGCGCCCGCGCCCUGCGUCGGCAACGCGACGCAGUGGCCUGGGGUGAAGCACUGCGUCAAUGGCAGAGUGCUGGUCCUGAAGCUGGAGGGCCUCCAGCUGCAGGGCGCGGCGCCGGACCUCGGUCUGCUCGCGCCGCUCCAGGCGCUGCGCUCGCUCAGCCUCGGCAACAACAGCCUCACGGGCGCGUUCCCGGACGUGUCCGCGCUCCCCGCGCUCAGGUUCCUCUUCCUGUUCCAGAACAGGCUCGCCGGGGAGAUCCCCGACGGCGCGUUCGCGGCGCUGAGGGGGCUUCAGAAGCUCAACCUCUCCGGGAACGCCUUCUCCGGGCCGAUACCGAGCUCCAUCGCCUCGUCCGGCCAUCUCCUGUCCGUCGACCUCUCCAACAACAACUUCUCCGGGCCUAUCCCGGAAGGGCUCCAGAAGUUAGGCGCCAAUCUCAAGAUCCAAGGGAACAAACUUGUCUGUGGCGACAUGGUCGACACUCCAUGCCCUUCCCCUUCCAAGUCGUCAUCCGGGAGCAUGAAUAUAUUGAUCACCAUCGCCAUCGUUGUGGUCACGAUUGGCGCGGUCCUGGCCGUUGCCGGCGUCAUCGCGGCGGUCCAGGCCCGCCGCAACGAGACACGCUAUUGCGGAGGCACCGAAACACUAGGCGGUAGCCCCGACGCCGCCAAGGUCACCUCUGCUCCGGCCGUCAAGAUCGAGAAGGGUGGCAUGGAUCAGCACGGCGGCGUGGUGACGCCGGCGUCCGGGAAGCGCGGCGGUCGGCGCGAGGACCACGGGAAGCUGGUGUUCAUCCAGGAGGGGCGGGCACGGUUCGACCUGGAGGACCUGCUCCGCUCCUCCGCCGAGGUGCUGGGCAGCGGCAACUUCGGCGCGUCGUACAAGGCGACCCUGGUGGACGGCCCGUCCCUGGUGGUGAAGCGGUUCAAGGACAUGAACGGCGCCGGGCGCGAGGACUUCUCGGAGCACAUGCGCCGGCUGGGGCAGCUCGUCCACCCCAACCUCCUCCCCGUCAUCGCCUACCUCUACAAGAAAGACGAGAAGCUGCUCGUCACGGACUACAUGGUGAACGGCAGCCUGGCUCACGCGCUCCAUGGCGGGGCGAGGUCGAGCCUGCCGCCGCUGGACUGGCCGAAGCGUCUGAAGAUCAUCAAGGGCGUGGCGCGCGGGCUGGCGCACCUGUACGAGGAGCUGCCGAUGCUGAUGGUGCCGCACGGGCACCUCAAGUCCUCCAACGUCCUGCUGGACGCCACCUGCGAGCCGCUGCUGAGCGACUACGCGCUGGCGCCCCUGGUGACGCCGCAGCACGCGGCGCAGGUGAUGGUGGCGUACAAGUCCCCCGAGUGCGCGGCGGCGCAGGGCGGGCGGCCCGGCCGGAAGAGCGACGUGUGGAGCCUGGGCAUCCUCAUCCUGGAGGUGCUGACGGGCAAGUUCCCCGCCAACUACCUCCGGCAGGGCCGCGCCGGCACCGACCUCGCCGGGUGGGUCAACUCCGUGGUGCGGGAGGAGUGGACCGGCGAGGUGUUCGACAACGACAUGCGCGGGACGCGGAGCGGCGAGGGCCAGAUGGUGAAGCUGCUCCAGGUCGGGCUCGGCUGCUGCGAGCCCGACGUGAGCCGCCGCUGGGGCCUCGAGGAGGCGCUCGCGCGCAUCGAGGAGCUCCGGGAGCGCGACGCCGGCGACGACAGCAGCACCGCCUCGUCGUUCCUGAGCGACGGAGAGCCGCCGCCGGCGCGGUCAGGCGAGCCGCCGUCGCACUCCGAAUAGAGGCAAACACAGUGUGGUUUCGGUGCAAACGCUGUGUGCGUGUCAUGUGACGAUGGCCAAGUACCAUGGUGGUCGGUGGCAUACAACGUUUGUGAGAGGCGAGGCCGGCGUCGUUGACACGUGCGUGACGGCCGGAGAUAGAUCGUCGGGGUGUGCAAGUGCAAGCUUGUCGGACCAUUUCCAGCGUGUGUAAAUUGAGUGUUAAAUUUUGUUGAACAAAAAGGGGAGUUAUUGCCGUGGUAUAGGAGAAUAAGGCCCUUUGGUUUUUAUUUGUGUUAUUAUUAUAUACUCCGUAUAAGCAUUGUUGUUGCAGGUGGUAUGGAAAAAGUGCUAGCAGAACAAGAAAAAAAAUUGUUUUCCAUGAAUAAAGCAGCUGGCUCUUGUGACAA
This is a messenger RNA of Sorghum bicolor (sorghum), 2561 nucleotides long. RefSeq names its product pollen receptor-like kinase 4. The record is from RefSeq and is a predicted model, not a curated record. Gene Ontology annotation, molecular function: protein binding; protein kinase activity; ATP binding. Bases 238 to 2172 code for a protein of 644 amino acids. Lineage: Eukaryota; Viridiplantae; Streptophyta; Magnoliopsida; Poales; Poaceae. Gene Ontology annotation, biological process: protein phosphorylation. The transcript is spliced from 4 exons.